This is a messenger RNA of Panicum virgatum (switchgrass), 1674 nucleotides long. RefSeq names its product calcineurin B-like protein 1. The record is from RefSeq and is a predicted model, not a curated record. Gene Ontology annotation, biological process: calcium-mediated signaling. Bases 379 to 1020 code for a protein of 213 amino acids. The transcript has 8 exons. Lineage: Eukaryota; Viridiplantae; Streptophyta; Magnoliopsida; Poales; Poaceae. Gene Ontology annotation, molecular function: calcium ion binding; kinase binding.
CGUUCCGCACUUCCGCUACCCGCCCCCACCAACCAAUCGCCGCCGCGUCGCCUCCUUUCCCCCGCCCGCCCGGCCUCCCCUCGGCGCCUCCUCGCUCCUCCCUCCUCGCCAGAAGAAGCCAGGCUGCAGCCGGAGCCCUCGAAGCCCCCCCAGCCUCCGUUCCUGUCCCUCCGACCCCGCGCCGCCGGCCCAGAUCCGCUCGCACCCCUAAGUCUCUCACUCGCCGCCGCUCUGCGGCGAAGGCGGCUGCCAGCGCGGGCCCAUUUCUAGGCGGGACAGCGGGCGGCGUUGUCGUUGCGCGGGGCGGGGCGGGGGGCCUAGCAGAUUGGCUGAUUUGAGCUGGUUGGUUCGGGUUCUCGGUCCCGUCGCGGCGCAGCGAUGGGGUGCUUCGCUUCCACGGCGAAGCGGCAGCACCCUGGCUACGAGGAUCCCGUGCACCUCGCCUCCCAGACCGCCUUCAGCGUUAGUGAAGUUGAGGCCCUGUUUGAGCUGUUCAAGAGCAUAAGUGGUUCAGUCAUCGAUGAUGGCCUGAUCAACAAGGAAGAAUUUCAACUAGCAUUAUUUAAAAAUCAGAGGAAGGAAAAUCUAUUUGCUAAUCGGAUAUUUGACCUCUUCGAUGUCAAGAAAAGGGGAGUCAUUGAUUUUGGCGACUUUGUUCGAGCUCUAAAUGUAUUUCAUCCAAACAUACCAAUGGAAGAAAAAAUUGAUUUCUCGUUCAAGCUAUAUGAUAUGGAUGGUACAGGGUUUAUUGAACGGAAGGAGGUUAAGCAGAUGUUAAUUGCUCUUCUAGGGGAAUCAGAGAUGAGGUUAUCUGAUGAUAUCAUUGAGACAAUCCUGGACAAGACAUUUUCAGAUGCUGAUGCGAAUCAGGAUGGGAAAAUAGAUAGAGCAGAGUGGGAGAGUUUUGUCACAAGAAAUCCUUCCUUGAUGAAGAUAAUGACUCUGCCAUACCUCAAGGACAUAACAACAACAUUCCCCAGCUUUGUGUUUAACUCUGAGGUCGACGAUCUUGUCACGUGACCACAAUUCUUCCAUAGAUGUAUAGUUGACGAAAGGUUUUGCUUUCCUUAAAGCGCAAAAAGGAGAAGCUUGGUACUGGACAUGGAGAUUUCUAGCUUAUUAUGAAGGAGGGUUUAUUUAUGCGGCUGCCAAGGAAGGUGUGUCAAAUCGGGAGCCAGAGAUUUACUCGACAAGUGUGGUAUUGUAGUUUUAACGCACGAUGCUGGUGCUUUUGUGUUGGUGAUUGCGAGUUAGUAGCAGUAUUAGAGAUGGAACAUUUUUCAUGUUCUUUUACCUGUGCUGAUCUCAUUUUAUUCGUGUCAAAGUAGUACUGCAUCCUACUCCAUCCAUUCCAAAUUGUAGGUUGUUUGACAAAUCUAGAUACAUAAUUUUUAUUAUGUAUUUAGACAAAGCAUAUAUCUAGGUUUGCUGAAAUGACCUACCGUUUGGAACGGAUGGAGUAUUUCAUUUUUGUGGUUGCAUACUUUUCACGGUUAAGCAACCGUUUCCUGCAUCACUACAUGUGAUAGCUUUUAGCCAAUUGCGGCAAAGAAGAUCUCGAGAUCAGCUUCUUGCAGUCUUGUGGUGUAUGUACGAUUUGACGUGGACCAGAUGGUUGCUGUAAUGUGCUGUUAAUACGUCAUAAAACAUACUGUCUUUGUUUCUUGAGGAGAU